CAGGUCGCUUUCGAAUAUCCCAUGGAUGUCUAUUUGUUCCGCUACCGAGACAAGAAUGCUAUUCCAACACAACGAGCGCGUGAGGGCAAAACCGAAUUGGAAUUAAUGCGAUUUUGUGGAUUGAUUAAACGCGUCAAUUUUCAAGAGCUCAGUGGACAGCACAUUCGAAUGAAAAUCAACGAAGAGUUCGCCAAUUUCUUGCAAGGCAGGGAAUGGAUUCUGCUUAGUCGUAUUGUGGUGGAUCCCAAUAACCCGGAUCGCGUUUACCUCUCCGGGAAGCACAUCUUCCCAGCAAAUUUGCCGACAGAGUCUCCAUCAUGGGCGUUCCAGCAGAUGUAUUCGGAAAAUCCAAAUCGCGAAACUGUAAAUCGCAUGUACAUUGCGGCCGACAGCGGAAUCAUCAACAUUUCACGAGAACUUGUCGAGAGAUUUGCUGAGUCCGAAGGGAAGACUGUUGAAGAGCUGGGACUGCGUGGUUUUACCGAUGAAUUAAACGGUAACAGUGGGAUGCGCAACAUUUUACGAUCCUUCGGCGCCAGUACGUCGCGAUUAAGCGGCGCCAGUACAUCGGGAUUGUCAAGCCAGCGUACUUCUGAUUUGGCUGCUCGUAAUAACUCUAUAUUUGACGUUUCACCCUCCUCGUCGCCUCAACCAGUGCGCCGUGGCACUGUUGCGGCCCAGCUAAACCAAGAUGUCAGUGGUAUUCAUCGAAGUCUCCGAUCCACUGUGCCUAUCAUCUACGUUCCUUCAGAUGAAAGUGAUGCGGAAGAUGUUGCACUUGAAAACAGCGGCGCCAGUGAAAUCGCAAACCACCAGUUGCCUGCUAAACGAAUGCGCGUGGGAAACUUUCCUGACCAGGAAGAAAACGCUGUGGAAGCAUCGGUGGAGCAGUUGCGUUAGCAAUUGUGUGUAAAGGUCACCGGACGAGAACCCAUGUUCAAGUCGAAUUACGUGUUUGAAUGGAUUCCCGGGAACGAUAACGUCCAGAACUGGAUCGACUUCCACUAUGCGCAUGGUCCUAAUUUGGCUGAUGGGGGAAGG
Messenger RNA from Paramacrobiotus metropolitanus, 1041 nucleotides. RefSeq lists its product as uncharacterized. The coding region runs from base 22 to 900 and encodes 292 amino acids. The record is from RefSeq and is a predicted model, not a curated record. NCBI's taxonomy places the organism in Eukaryota, Metazoa, Tardigrada, Eutardigrada, Parachela, Macrobiotidae. The transcript is spliced from 6 exons.